Molecule: messenger RNA, 9244 nt
Organism: Erpetoichthys calabaricus (reedfish)
Lineage: Eukaryota; Metazoa; Chordata; Cladistia; Polypteriformes; Polypteridae
Gene: igfbp5b
Product: insulin-like growth factor binding protein 5b
Exons: 4
Coding region: 561-1358 (265 amino acids)
Biological process (GO): regulation of insulin-like growth factor receptor signaling pathway
Cellular component (GO): extracellular region
Molecular function (GO): insulin-like growth factor I binding; insulin-like growth factor II binding; fibronectin binding
Source: RefSeq, a predicted model, not a curated record
UAGUGGAUCAGUCUGUGUAGAAAGUUGUCCUGGGGGGGAAGAAUUGGAUACGCCUAAAAACUUGUGGGAUUGUGUAUACUGAUUUGCAGUUACUUGCACACAUAGAUAAUUUGACAGUGAUCUUUCUCUGUUUUAUUUUCCAAAGAAAAAAAACUUUUUUGGAAAGGUCUAUUUUUAAUUAAACGCUUUGCACCUUUGAUAUUAAUUUUUUCUGCAUUUUUUGUUACAGUUCUUUUUAUAAAUAUACUGUAUGUACAUUUAUUUUAACUAAACAUUUUUUUUUCAAAAUCUUAAAUGAGCAAGUGGGUGCAUUUGCAUAAAGCAAAGAUCCUGCUCAGUACACAGUGACUGGCCACAGGUGCGUGUGGAUGCUAAAAAGGGAAUCCUGAAGUGACAGCUCAGAAGGGCACACAUCUCGACACGCCUGUGGUGAGCAGCUAUAAACCAAUUUAACUCUGAAGAAGGUCUGGAGGAGUUCACCACCCGGCAUUUGUCAUUUUCAGAUUCAACCAGUGAACCUAUCCCCCGCUUUUUUGUUUUUUUCAUCGUAAAUUAAGAAGAUGUACCUGGACUUAUUUCUGUUGUCAUGCUGUUUGGGACUGUCCCAGUGUUUGGGCUCCUAUGUACCCUGCGAUGCUUGUGAUCAAAAAGCCCUAUCAAUGUGCCCCCCGGUAACGGGCGGCUGUGAGCUGGUCAAGGAACCGGGCUGUGGCUGCUGCCUGACUUGCGCGCUGUCCGAGGGGCAGCAGUGUGGCGUGUACACGCAACCGUGCACCCAGGGGCUUCGCUGUCUGCCGAGGAAUGGAGAGGAAAAGCCGCUUCACGCCCUGCUGCACGGCAGGGGAAUUUGCCGACAUGAGAAAGGCUACAAAGAGCACCAUCCCGUUCUAGCCGAACGUGAAUCGCGAGAACAUGAAGAGGCUCCAACUGUUGAGAUCACUGAAGAUCCACUCCCAGCCAAAGUACCUCCUAGGGCAAAAGACCGCUUUUUGGAUAGGAAGGCAGACGCUUUGCGAAAAGACAAAAGGAAGAAAUUAGAAAAAUCCAGGGCAGUGGGUCCAGUGAAUUACCCUCAUUAUUCUAAUGAUAAAAAUGAGGCAGAAUAUGGUCCAUGCCGCAGGCAGAUGGAAAGCAUUCUUCAGGAUAUGAAAGUCACAUCUCGAAUUGUACCACAGACACUCUAUUUACCAAACUGUGACCGAAAGGGCUUUUACAAGAGGAAACAGUGCAAGCCAUCUCGUGGACGAAAGAGAGGAAUAUGUUGGUGCGUGGAUAAGUAUGGGUUGAAGCUUCCUGGUACAGAUUACAAUGGUGGGGACAUCCAGUGCCAGGAUCUGGAGAAUCCAAACAAUGAGUGAGAAGCAGAGUAGAAGGGGAUUCCUCCCAUCGCCACACUCUCAGCACACCAGAUCCAGGGCUUUCCUCCUUCCCUACCGUUUCUUCGUCGGUCAUAUUGGGAUAGGAAUUGUGCAUUGAAAGCAUAAAAGAAAAAAAAAAAGACUUUUGAACCUUUGAUUGUGCACUCAAUUCUAAAUAGCUGGACCCAGCAAAGACUAUCUUCUCUUCUUCUCUUUACAUGUGUAGUUUGUGUCUAGUUUCUGGGUCAAAGCAGAAAAGAUGAAAGAUUAUUCCUUGUGUUUGUAUGUGUUUUAUGUGUGUGUGUGUUUCUAUCUAUCUAUCUCUCUAUUCUAUAUAUAUAUAUAUAUAUAUAUAUAUAUAUAUAUAUAUAUAUAUAAUAUUUAUAUUAGUGUGUCUUUGUGUGUAUGUGCACACACAUAUUUACAUCACACACAUGCACAUAUAUAAAUGUAUAUAUAUAUAUAUAUAUAUAUAUAUAUAUAUAUAUAUAUAUAUAUAUAUAUAUAUAUAUAUAUAUUAUGUAUAUACAUAAAAUUCUUAUUGUUUUAACAGAACCAGAUAUUUGGAGAAGAAAACAUUUAUUACUUUGUAAGUUUUAUUAAAUCAAAAAGAGGCAACUGACAAGUCAGUAUGAAUCCUCCAAAUUUCAAUGUGUGGCUGUAAGUAGAGCGAAGCCAGAUGUGUAAUACGAUUGGCUGAAGCUUUAGCUUUAUUAAAUUAAUAAAGUGAUCUUCAGGAACAGUUCUCAUUAUCACAUAUGCUUAGACUGUCAAGCAUUUACCCAUGGAUGUAUAGGUUUUGUUUAUUCAUAGAGUAUUUGCAAAAUGUAUCACUUUCUUAAUGUGAUUUAAAAACAAAAAUUGCGUAUAUUUUUUUAUUAUUUCUAAUGAUGUUUAGUAAAGAAGUAACCCUUCAAGUUUUUUAAGGCUAUAUCAGAUGCAAUAAGAGGCUUAAAUUAUAAGUCAGGCAGCUAACUAUCAUUAUUCUCCAUGUGGUUCUGAAUGAACAAGACUACCCUCGUAGUCUAUUUGCCUGGUCAAGAUGAUUUGACUUAUAGUAGUAAAAAUAACAAUGGUUUUGCUUUUAAAGCAUGUGUUUUUACUUUUUUUAUUAUUAUGGAUAUUAUUUUUCAUGAAAUUGGUUAGAAUGCAGACAACUGAACCACACUCUACUAUGUAUGCCUGUUCAUUCUCUUUCUUUUAUCAGUUUGUCAUUUGCUUGCUCAUUGUGCCUUGCUCAGUUGUUGCUGUGUUUGUGUCUCCUACCAAGUGAGAAAUUAUUGUCUAUAACUUUUUUGAGCCAUUUCUUUUUAAGUUGUCCUCAGUUUAUUAUAUGCAAUGAUUUUAUCAGGCAAGAACUGAAGGUAAGAAUGUUACUGUGUUAAGAAGAAUGUAAACUUAGCAAAAAAUGUAUGUGUGUGUAUAUAUAUAUAUAUAUAUAUAUAUAUAUAUAUAUAUAUAUAUAUAUAUAUAUAUAUAUAUAAUAUUUCUGGCAGUGACAGAAAUUAGCCUUAAGGUAGAGAUGAAUUUGUAAUGAAGUCAGAGACACAAAGAGAAGAAGAAAGAGCAGGUGUGUUUUUCUUCUCCUGGGAUGUGCCUGUCAAGUUCUCUUAGAAGACAAUUUCUUUAAUUUACCACAUUUGAUUGUUUUUUUUCUAUGAACGUAACCGAAUGUAGAUUUUUGGUAGUGAAGCUACUGAAAACAACAAUAGAAAGGGAGAUUGUUGUGCCUUCUACACAAGCAAAUUUUAAAAAGUACAGACAUACACACUAAUUUAAAAUGCUUAUCCUCAGCGUCCACUUUUAAAUGAAUUUACGUUACGGAUGAACACGCUAGAACCACAGGAUCGUAGAUCAAGUGCUUUGUUAAAAACAAUUUCAUUAUUGUGCUGAGUUUUAACUUCUAUCACAAUAACUAAGUGAGCAAUUGAAGGGCUUCAAAAUGAGUCUUGUUAAUUCCAUCACAGAUGGGUGGAUCUGUACGUUUAUUGUCUAUGCAGAUGGUAAACAGAGCAUUUGUUUGGUAGUAAUAAUAGAGUACUUGGUACACAAUAUGCAACCACAGGUUAAUUGUUGAAAAUAACCAUAAGUUACUGCAGCUACUUCAAGAGAAAUUGCUGUAUUUAUGCUUGUACAGUUUCUGGCUCUGAUGUCUGUGUAAAACUAAAAAAAAAUCUAGUGUUUGUUGUUUUUAGCUGUAAUGACAAUAUGCAGUCACAUUCUGGAAUGCAUGGUCUUGUUAGUGCACAGAGCUCUAGUAUGGUUCUUAAUAUGUCAUGUUAGAAUUGGCUGGUGCUGCCCACAUUUUUAGACAGCUUAAUGGUUGUGCAUUUACCCACAAAGCCAGUGUUUUCUCAAUGUUUUAUUUACCAGUUGCUACAUUCAGAAUGGUCAUUUAUGUUGACGGAUAUUUUUGCAGGUUUACAUUUGACCACAUGGUGCAUUUGUCACAUGUUCGUGUUACUUUACUGAUCACAGUCGUUGGCUUGACACUCUUUGCAUAGACGCGGUACACUGCUCCACAAUGGGGACUGUGUGACUUAAAGAAUAUUACUAUAGUAAAGUCUAAUCCAAUCUUGCUGCUGUCUCCUGUAAUUGGAUAAGCUGAGCAGUAAAGCAAAUUGUCAUUCUUGUGAAAAGGUGCUUUUUCUAAUUACAAGCCAUUAAAACUGAGAACCUUUUUGGGAACUUCUUGACAUAACUCUGUGUAUUAGUUGCUAUUCUUGGACAGAUGUGUCCUUGCAGUGGGUUUUAGAUGAUGUUGUAAGGCAUUAGAUAAACAAACUGUCUUAACUCUCACAGUAAUCAAAAGACAAUGUUUCUGCAAUGUGUUGAUUAAAUGGCUGUAGGAAAGGGGUCAUCAGGCAGUCAUUUCCCAAAGUUAUAGUAAUAGCUGGCGUUUGAGGGUAGGAGAUGUAUAUUUGUGCAGUACACAUGUUUGCAGAUUAGACAAAAUGGUUUAAGGAAUUAAAAAUAAGAUCAAGUGAGAGAUGAGGAUAACAGCCUGGUUGGAAAAUGAAACCAAUACUGCCAUUUAUAUCAUAACCUUUGGAAUAGAAAUGCCCUAUACAUUCCAGAUCAACCAAGUAACAGCCAUUAAAACUCCAUAAAAGGAAAUAAAGUCUUAGUAGCAAAUACAGAAAUAGAUUUACUGAUGAAAAAUUAUAAAUAAGGGCAUUCUUUGUUAACGUCUAACUUAGAUAUGACAGUAAAAGGAGUCAUUAUAAGUCGCAAUUGAGUUUUGAACAGUACAUUUAGGAAUAACAGUGCACACAUUUAUUCUAGAGAAAGGUCACUUGUAUUAUGUCAAAUGAUCACUUAACGCAUGAAAAUGUCAUACUCAGUACAGAGGAAGUAAUGUAUGUGUAUCAGAAAGUCUAAAAAAUUUUGAUGAUACCAAAUUUCUUUUUAAACAUUACUAAUAGUUAUCCAUUGCCGAGGGGUCGAGGGACAUCUUCCCAAACCUCCCCACCGAUAGACAGUUCUAAAUCUGUAAGCACCAGGUACUAUCUAAUCUAAAAACCUUGUACCCGUGUGCAGCUUUAACUCAUUAUUGUGUCAGUGCUUUUUUGUUAUCUGGAAGUGCUUUCAUAGUUUAAAGGAACAGCGGUGCAUGCCAUUGUGCACAGAGUGCACUUUGUGACACUACAAAAAGGCAGCUUGGUAUAAGACACCAUUUACUGUAUUGUUACAGAUUCUGUUGGCUUCCACAAACCACUGUGCUCAGACACUGUGUAUUUCGUCUCUUACCUCUCCAUUUAUAAUUUUUAAAAGACACAUUUUUCACUUCACUCAAAAGGAAAUAUAACUGUUCCUUUAUCUUUCAGUUAUGCUUGACAAGUACUUUUCAGUAAGAAAUCAACUCACUUAAUUCAAUUAGUUCAAACUCAAUUAUUCUCACUUAACAUUUUUCUCAUUAUUAUAAAAAGAUUUGCAAAGAUCAAAAUGUGGCAGCUUUCAACAGUGUACAUUUUGACAUAAUCAAAAAUUGAUUCCUACUUUUAUGCAACUUUGUUAUCCAACAACUGCUUGUCCUGUAAUCUUGUGGUUUGCUCUGCACUGUAAGCAUAUCCGCUUGAUGAAGCACCUUGUGAUUACAUGAGGUAAAAAGUGAUUUGGUCAUGAUUUUAAUUUUAAAACACCCAAAUGUGUCACAUUUUUCAUUUCACUUACAGUACUGACAUUGUAAGCAGUAAAAAAAAUCAGUGUUACAACCAAAUUUAUAGACAAUAGUUUUUCAUAGAUGUGGUGCAAUAAGCAAAAUUACUUUGAAACUUAAUCCAAAUCCAAAUGUUCAACAAUUGUACCCUUUUACAUCCUUCAAAACCUCUCAAUUAUAGUGAAAUAAUUCAAAAAUAAAAUUUUAGCUGAACAGGUCCAAAAUAUAAAGAAAAAAACACCAUGAUCUAUUUCACUAUCCUUUUCUUGCACUCCCUGUGAAAUACACAGUCAUUUAAAAUGUGAGACUCUCACCAGGCAUAUUUCAAUCCACCAAUUAGCCUGCAUACAGUGGCAGGCAACUGGAUAUGUAGCAUGUGAAAAAAUCCAGGGUGAGAGACAACGUGAUAGCCUACUGAACUAAAACAACCAAUAAAAUGUAUUGUAGGCUUCAUUCAAAGUGAGCAGUACUCCAUUGAACUGCAUGUAGUACGUAUAGUGUAAUAUUUUAUGGAAAUAUUCUGCAGGAUUUGCACAGCAAGAAAAAUAGUCUCAUCAUGGUAGUGCACAUUAAUAAAAACUGUCAAGACUCAAACCCAGUUGUGAGAAGAAUGGCAACAAAGGAAGUGGGCACCAUUUUAACAGAUCACAGACUUGUUUUAGUUAUGUUCACUCUUCAUGUUUGUAGAAACCAAAUGCAAACAUGAUAUGUGUUACAGUUUGCAUGGCGAUGUGCAUAAGAGACGCAGUUAGGCCAAGUUCUUUCUGUAAAAUAUCCCUCAUGUAGGUUAGAACAUUAUAACAAUCUAGACGAGAACAGGCCAUUCAGCCUAACAAAAGUUGCCACUUAAUUCUUCUAAAAUAACACCAAGUCGAGUUUUGAAAGUCCCUGAAGUCCUACUGUCCACUGGUAAUUCUGUUUGGUUCUCUGUAUAAAGAAUGUGGCUGUUCUCCUGCUUGCACUGCAAUGGACUGCAUUCCUAUUUAUGUUGGGUUCUGUUCACUGUCAGGAUUGGCUCCAGCUUCCUGCUAUCAAAUACAUAUGUGGAAAAAAUAUUUUAUUAGCAUUACCAAACAUGAAUUUAGUAUUUGAGACAUUUAGGAAAAGCUCAGCACAUUGAAAAUGUAUCUUUCCUUGGCAUUUGCAAAUGAGAAGUUAACAAGCUGCUUCUUUUUAACAGUGGAAUAAAUUAAAGCCAGUAAAAUAAACAGCAUUGGUUUUCUUCUUUAAGACUCUGUUCCCACCACAAUUUAAAUUGGACUUGUAAUGCACAGAUUUGUUGUUCAAGCACUUAGGCCCAGAAAAUUAUUGAAAUCAAUAAAAAAGCGUUUUCAAGAAAUUGGACAUUUAAAAUAAAAUGCUAUCCGCUAUCAUGCUGGACUUUGGCCAUUUUAUUCUUUGAGCAGGGUAACAUCAUUUUACAAAAAUAUACUGCACCCUAUUUUAUUGCCAAGCUUAGUGAGGACCCUUGACUUACUCCGAAAGGGAAAUUCAGCCCAUUUCAUUGUAAUACUUUGAUUGCAAUCUGUCCACCAGGGAUGGAGUUUAGGUUUCCAGUUCAAACCCAACAAGUAUUGCCUUUUGUUUUAAACAAUGUACAUUUCCUAAAUUUCGGAUCCAUCCAUUUCCUAUAUCUUUUUAAGUCUGGGUUACCCCUAUAUAUAACAAAUAAUCUGAAGAUAUGCAAAGCAUUUUUUUUAAUAAGAAAAGUAACGAUUCAUUUGGAAAUAAAAUGAAAAUAGUCAUUAACCUCAAGUAAGAAUUUGAAGAACUGAAAGUCAAUGCAGUGUGCUCACUUAAUUGAUUGCAUUUGUGUACGUUUUGCUAGCUUCUUAGUGUUUUCUUCCUUUUGUUCAUGUAUAAUGGAUCCUUUUUAUAUAGUCUUUCUGUUGUUACUGCUGGGUCUGACUGCUUUCUGCAUGACGAUGGGGGAUUUUGCCACAACUUAUCCAACAACUACUUGACAGCUAUAAGAAAACGUUCAAUCAGAGGAUUAUUUGCUUAAGUCAAGGGAUCAUCUGAUAUUUGGAAUAACAUGCAUAAGAUAAUUUUAAAUCAGUACCUGAAAAGAAUUGAAGCAGAUACAUGUGUUCCUUUUUUCUAAUGUAAUUUCAGAAAUGCAAAGAAUCCCCAGAUCUCUCAUUGAAUCAUAUUUUGAGUUUCAUACCUGGUAAGCUUAAAGGCAAUAAUCACUGCACGUUACCGUAGCUAAAUAUAGCUUUCUUAAAUACAUAACAUCAUUUUUCCAAGGAGAAAAAAAUAUUCAUUAUGUUAAUGUGUGACAUAAACUGGCUUGUAAAAUACAGUAAAUUCAACGGCAACAAGAGUGAAGCGUUUAGCAUUUUGAAUUUUUAUUAUUAAAUAAAAUCAUUUUAUCAAGAACGUGAAUAUCACUGUAUAAUAUUUAUUCAGCCUGUAAUUUAUGUACUCUUUUAACCUUUGUCUUUUUGUUAUGACAAAAACAUUUAUUUAAAUAAAGUUAUGUCUUCAUUUAAAUAGAACAUUAACGCAAAACUGUUUUUGCUUGUAUAUAAUAUUCUGUGCUUGACAGUUUGGAUAUACAUCUGCAAAAUAUUUGACUGAAUCCACACACUACAAAAUGAUUGUGUGGCUGAAAAGGGUCAACAUUGGAAUUGUAUUUGUCAGGCCAAAGUGUGGAGUGAAGUGUUAAAUAAGCUAUCUAUCCAAACAGUAAAACAUCACGAGAUUGCUGAAACAUAUUUGAAAAUAUUGAAUCAUUUAAGGAAGCCCUGCGUUUGGUGUUGUUCCUUUUUUGACAUCUGUUAGAGUUGAGAUGGGAGGAUUUUCUCCACAGUAACAUUUUUCAGAUUUUUUUUUUCAUAUUUUUUACUUGGUGAAACUUUUGGGACAAGUUAAUCAAAACUAAAUACAAUAAUCCUUGAACCAAAAACUUUUUUUUACUGCUUUUGAAUGAAAUAAUGACAGCAGUGUAUGCAAUGUGCUGCAAUAUAUAUUUAGUUUUUUCUUUAGAAAUUUUAUAAGUGUCAGUGAUAAUCUUACCACAUGAGAUUGUUUUGGAAACGUUAAGUAAUUUAAAUUAUACAUGGUUAAGGCUGCACUAUUUUGAGGCAUAGCAAUUACAAAAUACACUUUCUAGCUUCUGAUUAAUUAUAUGGUAAAGGCAAUUGUACUAGUAGACUACCAACCAGACAAACAGGCUUUUAAUUCAUAGCUUUGUUUACCUAAUAACUGUCUUUUCUUUUUUUUUUUUACUUCUUUCUGUACAUUUGGUAUAUUGGUUUUCUUUUGAAAUCAGUAUCCUGAGAACAUUUUUGGAAACAUUUUAAAAAAUUGAUUUAAUAAUGAAGCACUUUAUAACACAACCUGUUUGUUCACAAUUAAGUGUUGCUUAAUUAACAAAGGUGCUGCAGAUCUCAUGGCAGUUCUCUGUGCUAGUAGGGUGAUGUCACAAAUGGACCACCACACCGCUUGAGCGUAGGGGGCAGUGCUCUGAGACGUGACGCAGUGGUGUGGAAUGGAGAAUGGCUCACAGCAAUGAAAUGAUCCCCUCCAAGGGUUUAAGGCAACUUCUAAGAAUUCGUUUUCUACUGUAAACAGUAUAAAGUUUUUAAGACAACAAAUGAAUGCAUUUAUUUGACAAACAUGUUGCUAUGCAGAUAGAUAAUUUGUCAAAUGAAAGACUGUGAAACUUAAAAACUAUGUAAACAUUACUAUUUUAAUCAAUAAAGCCUAGGAAAAAUAACAA